This is a messenger RNA of Strongylus vulgaris, 1428 nucleotides long. Lineage: Eukaryota; Metazoa; Nematoda; Chromadorea; Rhabditida; Strongylidae. The record is from the annotation of a GenBank genome assembly.
AUGCUCAUCAUUCGAAUGGCAGCAAUGGGUAUGGCUACUGUAUUCUACUUUGGAUUUCUCACAGUACAGGUUUUGUCCACUUGCCCAUGUGCUCAAUACCUAGCAAGUCCAUGCACCUGCCAGGCUGGAAUUACUCCUUACUGCACCUGCAUGAGGCCUCUCCUUCAAUAUUCCUGCCCUUGCUCACCUUUGGCUUCACCAUGUCAUACCGCUUGUCAACAUAAAUGCACAUCCAUGUGCGCUAGCAGCCAUUAUGGAUCGAACUGUCCUUCUUCUUGUAGUUUUAGCUGUCUACAGUCUUGCAUGCAUCAGCAAGCCAUUCCAAUUCACGUCAUCAUGAACAGACUGGUGGCCUCAUCGGACCAGUGUAUUCCACUUUGUCGAAAAUCUUGUGAAAAGUCCUGCACACCUAUGGUUUCCGCUGCGACGUGUGUGCCUCUUUGUAAGCAGCCUUGUGAGCAGAGGUGUUCGCAGUUUACACCUGCGUCAGUAACAAACUGCAUUCCGAUGUGCAGACCCGGCUGCUCGCCUCACUGUAUCAUGGGACAGCGACUGUUUCUCAUCCAGAGUCUGGGACAACCCGGUUUUGUUCCCACUUUGAUUGCUCCACUUCAGAUCAUAACCAAUCUGCCCGCUCUAGUCUCUGGAUCAUUUAUUCCCAAAUCAUCUAAUUCUUCUUCGACGUCUGAAAGCCAGAGCCAACAAAAUCAGAGUUCUAGUUUGGGAGUUCCAGAAGCUACUCGAAACUACUUAUCUCCAGGUGCACCUCCACAAGUAACAAUGGAAUCUACGCUAUUUCCAGGUUCGGCAGUUGAACAAACGUCUCAUUCGCAAACCACAGAAGAUCUAGAGCCUCAAGGUAAGCACAGCUUUAAUGAACAGCAUGAGUCACUCCUUGCAAGCAAUCUUCAUAUGGAUCAUCUCACUGAAUCAACAGUCGCUGAUGCAGUAGCUACUCAAUCACAAGGACCCGUUAGUAAACAGUUUUCCUCAUCAUUAGGCUCAAUUACGCGAUCCUCCACUCAUUUUACAUUCACUCCCCUGCCAAACACCAGUGUAGUAUCUACCGGGUCAUCCAGUUUCGCCAGUGCAGGACAAACACAAGUCCCCCCUUUAGAUCGUUUAUUUGAGGGAGCAGAGCAUCAAAGACCGUUCCAAAUGCAGCCAUUUAUCUUCACCAUAUCGACUCCAGCACCCGUCCAACGUUGUGUGGCUGCUUGCAUGCCAUUAUGCGACCCAAAAUGUAUUAAAGAGAAAGAGCAGUUGACUCAGCAUCCUCUUCAUGCAUCCUCAGUAACAGUAGGCAGUGGUCAAACGCGAGGAUACGAAUACGAGUUGGGGCAAAGUUCCGUAGCUGGUAGAAAGACUGACGUGCACAGAUUUCAUGCUACCUCUUUGAAUAACGCUACUGCAGGACUUGCUCAAUAG